UCACUCAAACACAAAAUACAACACAAGUAGAGAAGAACAUACAUAGAUAUAAAAUUAGUAGAAAUGGAGAGAGUAAGAGAUCUAGCGUCGAAGAAGGCAAUAGUGAUGUUCACAAAGAGCUCGUGCUGCAUGUGCCACAGCAUCAAGAGCUUGUUCUACGAGCUAGGGGCAAGCCCGGCGGUGCAUGAGCUGGACAAGGAGUCGAGAGGGAAGGAGAUGGAGUGGGCUUUGAGAGGGAUGGGGUGCAACCCCUCUGUCCCCGCUGUGUUCAUCGGGGGACAGUUGGUGGGGUCGGCCACGGACGUCCUCUCCUCCCAUGUUGAUGGAACCUUGAAGCAGAGGCUCAUCGAUGCCAACGCCAUUUGGUUCUAGCUACCUACCUACCAAGUCAUGAAUAUGUAUAUGUAUAUGUAUAGUGCAGCUUCAUGAGUUUUUGGCUAUGGCUGCUGUAAUUGUCGCAUGAGUCUCUACUUUUGGUGAUGACUUAAAUCAAAUGUAUGCUUUUAGUUACAAAUUCGUCAUUGCCCUCUUAAUUUUCUGUUUUC
Messenger RNA from Salvia hispanica, 545 nucleotides. RefSeq names its product Thioredoxin superfamily protein. The record is from RefSeq and is a predicted model, not a curated record. NCBI's taxonomy places the organism in Eukaryota, Viridiplantae, Streptophyta, Magnoliopsida, Lamiales, Lamiaceae.